Molecule: messenger RNA, 1493 nt
Organism: Brachypodium distachyon (stiff brome)
Lineage: Eukaryota; Viridiplantae; Streptophyta; Magnoliopsida; Poales; Poaceae
Exons: 4
Coding region: 86-1084 (332 amino acids)
Molecular function (GO): protein binding
Source: RefSeq, a predicted model, not a curated record
UCCCGGCCGCCUCAUAAAGGGUACGUACGGCACGUCCAUCUCCUCCCUUGACCGGGCGAUCCAUCGCCGGCCGGCACGCAUAUACAUGGGGAAGAAACCCGGAGGCGGUGGCUGGCUGGCCACCGUGAGGAAGGUCUUCAAGACCAGCCCCUCCUGCCCUACCAACAAGAACUACUCCAACAAGGGAACGGGAGGAGGCGAAGAAGAGCAGGAGGCGGCGGAGAUAGUGUCCGACGAGCACUUCCCGCCCGCUGACACGUCGCCGGACGCAACAACGAAUGAGGUCGUCGUCACGAGGCGGAGGGAGUUCCACCACGGUGGUGUGGAGGCGGAAGCCAGGAGGGCGCGCCGCGCCAUGGCGUCGAGGGUGGCGAGGAUCGCGGCCUUGCGCGGCAGGGAGGAGCGAGCCGCCGUGCGCAUCCAGGCAUUCUACCGGGGCUACUUGGCGAGGAGAGCCCUGCGCGCGCUGCGCGGUCUGGUGCGGCUGCAGGCGCUGGUGCGCGGCCACCAGGUGCGUCGCCAGGUCCAUCUCACCAUGCGCUGCAUGCAGGCUCUCGUCCGCGCUCAGGCCCGCGUCCGCAGAACCCAAACCCACCGCCUCCUCUUCUUGGACGACCACGUGGUGCGGCGACCACCAAGAAACAGCAUCAACGAUAAUAAUGCGAGCCCGUUCCACCGAGGCUGGGACGCCGUCAUCCGGUCCGGAGCCACCACGGAGCCGGCCUACACAGCAUUUGGGUACCAGGACAAACCCAACGGCGCUGCAGGCUGGCACUGGCCGCUGGAACCCUGCACGCCGCCCAGUAUUGGGCCGCCGGCCCAAGGAGGCGUUUCGGUGGAGAUAGACCCGAGCAGAAGACCCAAGAUCAGCCCACCCAAGGACCUCUACCCGGUGGUGCGCGCCGAGGUCCCGAGCUACAUGGCGGCGACGCAGUCCGCGCGCGCCAAGGCCCGCAUGGCGUCUCCUGCUCCGAGGGCUCACGUCCGGAGCCGGUCCGGCUCGGUGGCGCUUGGCGCCGCCGGGCCUGGGGGCUCUACAGCAAGCUCGGGCUGGAGCACGAGUAACAACGGUGCGCCGCAAUAGAUCAGGGAGGGGUACAGCCCGGAGUCGAGCUGCAGCGGUGACCUGACGCCCCCGACGCUUCUUGCCGCCGGACGCCGCAGCAGGGCGCAGGGCUAUGUUUGAUUACACAUUAACUACAGAAACAUCAAACGUCAUGCUCCCUCUGAUCCAUAAUUUGCCCAAAUAUAAAUAUAAAUGUAUCUAAGACUAAAAAACGUGUCGAUACAUGUAAGAUUUCGAUAAUUAAUAUGGAUCGGAGGGAGUAGCUGCAAGUGUUUAUUGCUCUCAUUGUACUUAAAAAUGGAUGAUGCAUACACUAGUAUACAUGACAGCAUGAUGUCGUCGGAACUAUUGUUCACUCUUGUACAAUGAAUACAAUUUGAGUAACAGAAACUUGCGAAUGUCGUCUCGGAGUAAUUUACUCCAGAAA